Chrysoperla carnea is the source of this 884-nucleotide messenger RNA. Its product is annotated as leucine-rich repeat-containing protein 70-like. NCBI's taxonomy places the organism in Eukaryota, Metazoa, Arthropoda, Insecta, Neuroptera, Chrysopidae. The transcript is spliced from 2 exons. The annotation marks the transcript as partial. The record is from RefSeq and is a predicted model, not a curated record. Gene Ontology annotation, molecular function: protein binding.
AUCAAUUUGCAUUAAUUGAAAUAUUUUGCUAUAGCCAUUUUUUUUAAACGAAUUUUAUAAGAAAAAAUUUUGCUUCGAGAAAAGUUUAAAUGGUUAAUUAAAGUUAUGUGUUUGUAAAUUUUCCGAUAUUUAUUUAAGAUUAUCAUCAACGCAAAAUGAAAUCACUACGAUCAUUCACAUUCACUUGUAUAAUAUGGGCAUUCAUUUUGAUGGUAAACCACGUUACAAAUGGUGCAAAACUUCCAAAAACAUCAACAUGUAUUUUAGAAAAAAAUACUAAUAUAACAUGCCAAGAAAAUACAACAUUAGAAACAUUUACCGACUAUAUUAAAACGAGCAUAAAAAAUACAACUGAAAUAAAACAUAUAAAUCUAAUAAAUUGUUAUAUACCAUCACUUCCCGAAGCUAUGUUUACAAAUUUAAAUUUAACAAAAUUACGAACAAUAGAAAUACGUAAUUGUAAUUUAGAAAAAAUACAUACAAAAACAUUUUUAGAAUUACAUUCUUUAACAAAUUUAACAAUUCGAGAUAAUAAUUUACGUGAAUUACAAGCAAAUCAAUUUACAGGAAUGCGUGAUUCAUUACAAUUCUUAGAUUUAGAUCAUAAUAAUAUACAAAUUAUACCUAGUUUUACAUUUAAUGGUUUGAAUCAAUUAAUGUAUUUAAUCUUGUCGAAUAAUAAUUUAACAGUGUUAAAACAAGAUUUCUUACAAUCAAGUGUAUAUAUUGAAUAUCUUACUUUAAGAAAUUCGAAUAUAAGAAUGAUUGAAAAGCAAGCUUUUGGCUUUAUCUCAAAUUUACGUAUUAUUGAUUUAAGUGAAAAUCAAAUAACGCACUUAAAUGAAGGUGCUUUUAUGGGUUUAAAUGAAAUUGAAGUAUUAAAU